This is a messenger RNA of Trichophyton rubrum CBS 118892, 1017 nucleotides long. RefSeq lists its product as uncharacterized. The coding region runs from base 1 to 1017 and encodes 338 amino acids. The transcript has a single exon. The record is from RefSeq and is a predicted model, not a curated record. NCBI's taxonomy places the organism in Eukaryota, Fungi, Ascomycota, Eurotiomycetes, Onygenales, Arthrodermataceae.
AUGGUUAUCGUCGUGGAUACCAAUUCCGUAGACAGAGCAAAGACCAAAUCCCCAGAGAGGGCUAGGACUGUUUCCCCUUCAUUGGAAAGGGCUACGCCUGCCAAACCAACAUCAAAAAUCGUGCAACCUACUCAAGAUAUCCCACAACUAAACUUAUUCAACCAUAUAGAAAGAGCUGUUUCUAUAAAUACCCAGCAAGCUACCGAAGAUGAAUUAUUCAACCUGCUGAUACAAAAAUUGAAGAAGCGGGAAGAGGCUGAAGUAGCGGCAUCAAAAUUGAUAGAUGAGCUAAAAGCAGGCCUCUGUACUGCAGAUGAUCACAACAAGCAGCUUACUACUCGGAUAAACGAGUUAGACCAUCACUGCAAAGAGCACCAAAAGGAAAAAAUUGCCCAGAAACAGUCUGUUGAGCGGUGGAAACUUAAAUUUGGUAAGAUCAGGGCCCUCAUGGCUGGGAUUGCAGAUCACCAAGAGAGGCUUCUCAAGGAGUAUCGAGCCAUUCGAAAAGAACAAGUUUCACUGAACGUGGAGAAGGAUCAAAUGCAUGACAAUCUAAACUAUCUCACCGAAAGCACCAAAGGGUUGGGAAAGAACAUUAGUCAAUAUAAGGCUCAACUCACUGGGAUCAUUCAUCAGUUUACUGCUGAAGGAGAUGCACUUAAAUCCCUCUUAAAGUCAAAAGAGUCCCAUCUCAAGGAAGUAGAGCAGCUAUUGGCUGAAAAGAACCAAGCUAUUGAAGAAGCAAACGCCCUUGCUCGAAAAACUGAGGCCGAAAAGUUAGUUCUCGAGCUAAAUUCCAAGGAAGUUGAGAAGAGGAUACGAGAGGAGCUUUCUAGGGCAAGCUUGAUGUCUAAAGAUCAAGAGCGUGCUAGGUUCGAACAAGAAAGACACACACUUACCAGAGAAAAACAGCAAGCUGAAUCAGAAGCUGCAAAAGGCAAAGAAGAGCUAGAGGCUGUCAAAUUAUCUUUGGUAUGUAUGACUUUUCUGCUCCUACAUUACGCUAACAACCUUUGA